Molecule: messenger RNA, 951 nt
Organism: Aspergillus heteromorphus CBS 117.55
Lineage: Eukaryota; Fungi; Ascomycota; Eurotiomycetes; Eurotiales; Aspergillaceae
Product: Rtr1/RPAP2 family protein phosphatase
Exons: 2
Coding region: 1-951 (316 amino acids)
Cellular component (GO): cytoplasm; nucleus
Molecular function (GO): RNA polymerase II CTD heptapeptide repeat phosphatase activity; RNA polymerase core enzyme binding
Source: RefSeq, a predicted model, not a curated record
AUGUCAGCAGGUCGUCCGAUCCUGAAGACAUCUCUUCCCUCGAUGCACGCCGCUUCUGCAGCCUCGACGGGCCCCUCCAAACCCGCCGCGCCUCGCCGGGCGCCACCCAGUGCCCCAGGCUCUCAGUCUCAGCAGCAGACCGGUUUUCUUCCAAACAGACCCGAUGCCGAUCCGCGCCAUGUCGCGAUAGCUUUGCAUCACGCGCACCAGAUCCAGGCCCAGAAAGACACAGAGACCCUCAUCCUCGACCGCAUCCUCGAACUCGUCACGCUUCCUUCCUCGCCCUCCGCAGAUCCUGCCGCCCCAUCUCCCGAAGAUGCUCGGGCCUUCAAGUCCGCAUUGGUCCCCUUCCAGCCUGCCGACUACGACAACCUGCUGCUAGAACGCAAGAUCGAGGGACUCUGCGGGUACGGUCUUUGUCCUCGCCCGCACCGCCAGGAAGAUGCCAGAGGCACCUAUCGCAUAACGUGGGGCGCCAAGGGCAGUGGUCCCGGCGGUCGAGGACGCGAUAUGAAUAUUGUUCCUAAGGAGAAGCUGGAGAUGUGGUGUUCAGAUGAAUGCGCCGAACGAGCCAUGUACAUCCGAGUCCAACUGGCCGAGGAGCCGGUAUGGGAACGACGGGCGGAUGACGCGCGCGGCCAAGAUUUGCUCUUGCUCGAGGAGGGGAGGGCCAGGUCCCAGCAGGGCAAGGGCAAGGGCAAGAUGAGAAGCUCGGCAACUAGUUCAAGCGAUAUGGCAAAUGACAUCGCCAGGCUCUCCGUUCGCGACGAUAACCGUUCACGUGAACUCGCACUCGAACGUGGCGAUGCUCAUCCCGCGCUCUAUACCGGAAGAGUGGGUAUCAAUGUUCAAGAGAACUAUAACGCCCAGGGUCCAGCUACAGCGCCACAGAUGCGUCCCGGGGACGAGACGGGAGGCUCCAUUGAAGGAUAUGUGCCUCAAGACCGUUAA